Molecule: messenger RNA, 2677 nt
Organism: Zychaea mexicana
Lineage: Eukaryota; Fungi; Mucoromycota; Mucoromycetes; Mucorales; Lichtheimiaceae
Exons: 2
Coding region: 404-2668 (754 amino acids)
Molecular function (GO): protein binding
Source: RefSeq, a predicted model, not a curated record
AGAUGAGAUGCCAAGAGUUUGUCAAAUGACUAAACGACAACUAAUAAUAAACAAGCUUCACCAACGCCAUCGUUGUUGGAUCAAUCGACAUCAGUAAAGGACGACAUCAAACUCAAAAUCAGCGACUUUAUUUCUUGAAAUGACUCCUUGAAUUACAUGCUAGCUAGUUGUAUUUAAUAACAGUAUGAUAGCGCAAAAGAUGCGUGGGUUCUUAAAUGCCAGUAUCCAUCACAACAGACGCGUAUGAGCUGUUUGCCUAAAAUAAGCUUUGUGUCUGACAGUAAAGGACACCCGGAACGUCGGCCCGAUGUUCCGAUGACAGUCACUCGAGCGAACCGAACACCAUUUUUUUUUAUUUCCAGUUUACACACACACACACUCAUAAAAAUUAACAAUCUACAAAAUGUCAAUACGACAGUGUUGUUGCUCGGCAUGGCGUGCGACAGCUGGCAAUACUCGAUUCAAUCGACUGCAUUUACGCCGAGAAUUUACCAGAACCACCACCACCACUACCACCAACAAUACCGCCGCUCAUCAACAACAGCAGCAGCAGCUUGUCAAGUCGGCACAACACCCACGACGGUUACAUAGCACAGUAGCAGCGGCAAAAAGUACAACAAAAACCGAAGAACAACAAGAACAACAAGAAGGCCAUAACCAUGCCGGACAACCGGCUCAGCAGCAGCAACAACAACUACAAGGUAAUAACCAUGUACGACAACUGUCUCAGCAAAAAGAACACCAACAAGAACAAAAGCACCAUACCAUAAUGAACUUUACACAAAACUUGAACGCUAUAUGGGCCGAAUUUACCGAUCGCGUCGAAAAGCAACUCCCCCUGAACGACAGUGACUUUAUCAUGUUAUGCAGCCGUAUAAAAAAGGAAGGGUUUGGCGGUGCGCAAGAAUCCAUCCGUCGAAUGCAAACCGUCCUGAGAGAAAUCCAUCGACGACAACUCGCCAGUGACACGUUUGUACGUGGCUGCAAUAUGUUGAUCCAUAUGUUCAUCACACACGGCGACCUGAAAUCGGCCAGACUCGUCAUCGACGGCAUGAUGCGAUCACACUAUCCACCCGAUCCAGUCACGGUCAGCACUGUCAUUAACGGCAUCACACGAUUGGGAUCUUUGGGCGACAUCCACGAGUUUUACCAGUCGCUUCAAGAACGUGAAAUGUGGCCCGAGACGACUGGAUUGUACCGCGCAUUAAUCUGGAUUUUUGCGAAUCGGGAUGAUCUCGAAGGUGCUCGCGUCUUUUAUGCUGCCUAUUUGAAAAAGCGGCAUCUGAUUACCACUACCACCACCACCACUACCGCCGAAGAAGGAGGACAAGGAGUAACCGCAGACAGCAAUCAAGAAGGGGAUGAGGUGUACAAUGCCAUGAUCCAAGUCUAUGGUGCUGUCAAUCAGCCAGAGGGUGCACUCGCCGUAUACCGUACGAUGCUCAAACGUGGCCACCCACCGCCUACGCCGGGUACUUACCACGUCAUGCUCAGCAUGUUGCACAAAUAUGGCAUGAAGGAACAAAUGGAAAAGGUGUAUGCCGACUUGAAAGCUGCGAAAGACGUGGAGAUCAAUGGGAGUCACUUGACGGCCAUGGGACGGAGCCCAGAAGAAACGCUGGACGAAAUGCAUGCCUUGGGAAUGCAGUGCAACGCACGCGACUAUAACACGUUCAUUGCCUCUUAUGUCAAGGAAAACAGAUUUAAAGAAGCCCUGGAUAUCUUCCACAGAAUGAUUCAAGCCGGCGUCGAACCCGAUGUGUACAGCUACGGUAUCAUCUUGGACACGCUUGUCAAAGACCGAACACAACCAGCGGAAGCUGCUUUUGACUUUUAUGAGACGAUCAAGAGUCAAGGUAUUAAACCAGACGUGGUACUUUACACAUCGUUGAUUUCGGCGUGUGCCAAGACCCAGGACAUGGAAAAGGCCAUGUCGUUGUUAAAGGAGAUGGAAUCGUUUGGAGUGCAACCCAAUGUCUAUACAUUCAACUCGAUUCUGGGCUUAUUGUCAAGGAAACAGCAGCUGGCACCGGAAGAUAUGGAACAGGCGGAACACUUGUGGGACAAGAUGACGGAACUCAAGGUCAGGCCGGAUACUCGAAGCUUUAAUGUACAUUUUACUCUGCUGUCGAAACUGGUUCGUCCCGCUGUGGUUCAAGAGGAAGAUGGUGACAAGAUUUUGUGGAAGACCGAUGGCAGAACGGGCGUAGCUACACCACAGCCCGUACAAAAGAUGCUCCAACUCUACCGCUCCAUGCGUCGUAACCACUGUCGUCCGGAUUUUGCUACCCAUACCAUUGUCAUCAACACAUUGGUCUCGUCGGGCCAUUUGCGACAAGCCAUGCAAGUGUACGAUGACUCCAAAACUACGCGGGUAAAGCUGCCGGUUUCGGUGUACAAUGAAAUCAUGAGCGCACUCGACAAGGCUAAGCAGACUUCACAAAUCAUGAAUAUCUGGCACGACAUGAAGACGGCCCAGGUGUUGCCUGAUAAUACCAGUUACACGCUUGCGCUGGAUGCAUGCGAACAGCUUGGUUUGGCCGAGUCGUUUUCGAAAAUCCGUGCACAACGCAAACAGGAUAUUGAAAGAUUAUUAGAGUUGGAUAGAAGGCAGACGGAAAGAAUGGAAUUCUCAUCGUCUGUUAUGAACAAUAAAGAAGAUUCUUAAUAAUAACGU